CUCUACAAACCAAUGAACCAUGCAUGAAUGGGAAAUGAGUAAUAAACUUCGAUCCAUGUAUCGAGUUUAAUUAUUUCAUUUCCUCCUCGGCUAUAAAAUACAACAAUCAACAACUGUACAUAUACUAUAAAAUAAUAAAAUCAUUUGUCAAUAAAUAUUUUUGUGUGCACGCAGAAGCACAUGUUCAAGGAGAGUUACCCUCAGAGGUGGUGGAGAUCAAAACCAUGAACAAAGCAUCACCAAAUUCCUUAUCCCACGGUUCGAUCUCUGUGAUCGGCCGUAGGAGGUCUAUGGAGGACGUCGUGACGGUCGUUCCAGGUGUCGUACACCUGGAAGGCGACCGUCCGACUCCAAGCUAUGAUUUCUACGCCGUGUACGAUGGAAACGGUGCGUACACGGUGGCUCGGAAGUGUAAGGAACGGCUCCACCACAUCGUGGCGGAACAGUUCCUAAUUUUUGGGUUGGAUGAGUGGGACCGGGUGAUGUCUAGUAGUUUUGCUAGGGUUGAUGAAGAGUUUGUGAAAGAUGAAUUUGGUGGAAUAACAAGUCUUACCGACUUUGAAGAAUUGGUAGGGUCCACUGCAUUGGUUGUUUUGGUAGGUGCAGAGGAAAUCGUGGUUGCUAAUUGUGGGGAUUCUAAGGCUGUUUUGUCUUGUAACGGCGCCGCAGUCACCUUAUCACGUGAUACCAAGCUUAAGAGGCCAAAUGAAAAAACUAGACCAGUGAUAAAGUUUGUAGAGGGCAAUGUAACGAGUUUGAAUAACACACAUGUAUUAGGAAAUAGAGAAAGUAUGGAGCCAUAUGUGAUACCAGCACCAGAAGUGACUGUUCACAAACGUCGCAAAACAGACAAUUUCCUAGUGAUUGCUAGCAACGGCUUAUGGGACGUGAUCAGCAACGAAACAGCUUGUGACAUCGUAAGGAAAUGUAGUUUAAAUGAAGCUGUGAAUCGAAAGGUUUUGGAAGGCGUAGUUGGGAACUAUGCAGCCGCUUCUGCUGCCAUGUUGGUGGAGUUGGCACUCGCUCGUGGAAGCAAGGAUAACAUUAGCGUCAUUGUGGUCGAACUACAACAUGUGACUAAUGCUAACGGAAACUACCACUCAACUUAAUACGACGAUUUUGAGACUUGAAAAUCAUGUGCAACUAACUUGUGCAAAGUUUUUCAAUGUUUUUUCUCUUCACAAAGAGCUAAAACUGUGCUUAGGAUUCAAAUGAGCGUUUCCGUAAGCAAAGGUUGCAGGAAAAUGUGUAUUAUCUAAGUAAUUUACUUGUUAAGACAAUGUUUUUGUUCUUAAUGAAUAGAAAUGUGACAUGGUUUGUUAUACGCUGUAAUAUAUAACCUAAUUUCUAUAUAAUUAACACAUUUUAGCAUACGUGUGCGCCAUUUGU
Molecule: messenger RNA, 1389 nt
Organism: Amaranthus tricolor (Joseph's coat)
Lineage: Eukaryota; Viridiplantae; Streptophyta; Magnoliopsida; Caryophyllales; Amaranthaceae
Product: probable protein phosphatase 2C 8
Exons: 3
Coding region: 225-1109 (294 amino acids)
Biological process (GO): protein dephosphorylation
Cellular component (GO): nucleus; cytosol
Molecular function (GO): protein serine/threonine phosphatase activity
Source: RefSeq, a predicted model, not a curated record